AUGUCCAAUGAAGGCAUAGCAUCAGCUGGUUCACAACCACCUCUCGUAUCACCUCUUCGUCGUUUAUCUAUAUGUCGACAAUUAUCUGAUGUAUUAAAAUAUCGUCGUAAAUCAUAUUGUUCAAAUAGUAAUGAUCAUCUAUCAUAUAUUCCAUCACCAUCACCAACAUCAUCAUCAACAACAACAACAAAUUCAGCAUCCUCCACAUUUACAUUUGUUUGGAAUUGUGCAUUAACUGAAGUUGAUUCUCCACCUGGAUCAUCAUCAAAUGAAGAUUUACAUGUUUUAUCUAUUCAACAUCAACAACGAACAAGAAAAAAUGGUUUGUCUGAUGAUCCAAAUAUCUUAAAUGCAAAAGACAUAACUGGGUCCGUGGUUGCUGCUUGUUUGCUUAAGCAAAAAAGCGUCAGCUGUGAUGAUAUGGCUUUCUUAUCAUCAAGUGGUGAUGAACAGACAAUCUGUGCUAGUGGACCAUCAUCAGCUACAUCUGCUGCAAUAUCUUAUAAGCCAAAGUGCAAUGAAAAAGAACAUGGCUUACCAUCAUGCUCACGUAUUAAUAAUCGAGCACUUGCUAAAACAUCAGCUGGAAAAGAACGAAAUGAAAAACGAAAUUCUACUGGUUCAGCAGUUUUAACAACAACCACUAAAUCAGCACCAGCUACAUCGAAACGAUUAUCAACUCAAUGUAUGGUGCAAGAUAAUGAUGACGUAAUACCAAUCAAUAUAACAAAUAGUAAUUAUAAUCAAGAAUUAAAAUCAACUAAUUCACAACAACAUACAAGAUCAGGCAAAACAAAUCGUUCCAGUCUUUUUACUGGUAGCAUCUUUACUCGGAAACAUAAUUUCCUACUUAUUUCAAAAUAG
This is a messenger RNA of Rotaria sp. Silwood1, 864 nucleotides long. The record is from the annotation of a GenBank genome assembly. Lineage: Eukaryota; Metazoa; Rotifera; Eurotatoria; Philodinida; Philodinidae.